Molecule: messenger RNA, 1933 nt
Organism: Jatropha curcas
Lineage: Eukaryota; Viridiplantae; Streptophyta; Magnoliopsida; Malpighiales; Euphorbiaceae
Product: sodium/calcium exchanger NCL
Biological process (GO): calcium ion transmembrane transport; intracellular calcium ion homeostasis
Cellular component (GO): membrane
Molecular function (GO): calcium ion binding; calcium:proton antiporter activity
Source: RefSeq, a predicted model, not a curated record
AAAAGCUCUUAACAUAAUAAAGAAAAAAGUCUAACCAUGGCCAAGAAACUUUCUUUCUUGUCUCUAGUCAUCUUCUUUGUGAUGCUAGCCAGCCAUGGCCAGAGCAGACACCUAAUAGACUAUCCAAGCUCUUCCAUGGUCUCUGACGGGGUUAAUAGCAGUUUUAACCAUCAGCAGCAGGCAUUUAUUCGUCUGUACAAUUUUUUAUCAGAUAGUAGUUGUGAUGAAACAUAUGGAUUCUUGCCAUGCACUACAACAAUCCUAGGGAACAUUUUUCUUAUUCUUGUUUAUGGUUGUUUAAUGUUCCUGUCUGCCAAGUUGUUAUCUGAUGGAAGUGAGAUUCUUCUGCAAAUUCUUGGUCCUGGCAUCAUUGGUGGUCUUUUGUUACCUGUGUUGAGUUGCCUUCCUGAUGCAGCAAUCAUCCUUGCAUCUGGGCUAUCAGGGAGCAAAGAAACAGCUCAAAGUCAGGUCUCAGUAGGGAUGGGUUUAAUGGCUGGAUCAACUGUUCUGCUUCUGACAUUACUAUGGGGCUCUUGCCUUAUAGUUGGCAAAUGUGACAUUGAGAGUUCUGUAGCUGUAGACUCAAAAGAUACAAAAAUAUUUAGCCUAACUGGAUCUGGAGUGACUACUGAUAUCGGGACUAGCUAUGCUGCGAGGAUUAUGGUUAUAUCUGUUAUCCCAUUCAUAAUAGCCCAGCUGCCCCAAAUUCUGCACAAAACUUCUCAAAGCCACUUAGCAGUUCUGGUUUCCCUCAUUGUUUCUCCUGCUUUAUUAUUUUGUUACAGCCUAUAUCAGAUUCUUCAGCCAUGGAUUCAGAGGAGGAGAAUUGCAUAUGCAAAGCAUAAGAAAAUGAUAUCAGGAAUUCUAAAAGAUCUAAAAAUUCACGCAUUGGGAAGAUUAUUCACAGCUAAUGGUCAACCUAACAAGGAUGUUAUACAGAAGUUAUUCAAUACAAUAGAUAACAAUUCUGAUGGAUAUCUAACAGCAGCGGAAUUGAGGGCACUUAUACUAGGAAUUAGGUUUGAAGAGUUAGAUAUCGACAUUGAUGAUGCAGUUGAUCAAGUAUUGAAAGAUUUUGACACAUCUGGUGACACUCGUGUUGACAUGGAUGAGUUUAUCCAUGGAAUCUCAAGAUGGCUUGAUGAGGCUAAUCAUUCUGCAAAACAUUUCAAUAACCAUAGAAGAGGAACAUCUAAGCUCUUAACUGAUUUUGAUAAGCAAACAGAGAAGGAACAAGCUCCAUCAGGGGAUAAAAAAGAUGAUUCUGCAGAGACUAGUCUUGAAAAUCCUAAAUGGAAUGCUACAAAAGCAGUAAUGAUGUUGCUUCUAGGAACAGUUAUUGCUGCAGUAUUUGCAGACCCUCUAGUAGAUGCUGUUGACAAUUUCUCAACAGCUACAAGCAUUCCAACUUUCUUUGUAGCCUUUGUGAUCUUGCCUUUUGCUAGCUCCAGCGAGGUUGUCUCAGACCUAAUCUUUGCCAGCAGAAAGAAUUCAAGAUCUGCUUCUUUAGCAUAUUCUGAGAUUUAUGGAUCAGUGACAAUGAGUAACGUUCUUUCACUGUCAGUUUUCUUAGGACUUGUCUACUUUCGCGGCUUGACAUGGAAUUUCUCAUCUGAAGUUCUGUUAAUUCUAAUUGUAUGUGUUGUGAUGGGCCUAAUUGCGAGUUUUCGCACUACUUUUCCUGUUUGGAUGUCUCUGGUUGCUUAUGCACUUUACCCUUUCUCUCUAUUACUUGCUUAUGUCCUUAAUUAUGUCCUCGGAUGGUCCUAAAAGGCUAAAGAACUUGCCUUUCUUCAAAAAAACAUCACUACUUCUACUUGUUAGUCUCCUUUGUUGCUUCAUGGAUGCUCAAAAGCUGAAGUCAACAUUCUGUUUUCUACAAAAUGUAAUAGCACUGUCCUUUUUAGUUAGAUCAUUUGUAAGAUUUCAACUA